Molecule: messenger RNA, 5065 nt
Organism: Spodoptera exigua (beet armyworm)
Lineage: Eukaryota; Metazoa; Arthropoda; Insecta; Lepidoptera; Noctuidae
Source: the annotation of a GenBank genome assembly
CGAAAUGAUUGGUGUAAAGGAAACGUAACGCGGCGGUGGCGGGGCUAUCGAUCGACGCGGCCAGUCGGCGCCGGGCCUUCGCGCGGGACGCACGUAUCGCGGCCGCCACCAUACACGAAUAACCUCUCUGACUGUAGUCACUCGCUCGACCGCGCGACCGCACACACACCGACAGCUCUCGUUGACCCGGCAAGGCGGCGGCCAUCACUUGAAACUUAUCUAAGUUGAACGCGUAGAGCAGUAACCGGCAAGAUGGCGGCGUUCGUUGCAAAGCAGAUGGUUGGAAACAAACUCAGUGCUGUCAAAGGGGCAGUUGGUGGUGAUGGUGAUGACAGCGACGACAAGGAAAAGGAAGAAGAAGCAGAACGCGAACGGCAAGAAGCCAUCCGCGAGGCUGAGGAGAGGCGCAAGGAGAAGCACCGCAAGAUGGAGGAGGAGCGCGAGAAGAUGCGUCAGGAGAUCAGGGAUAAGUACAAAAUCCCAAAGAAGGAAGAGGUGGUGGAACAGCAGCAAGCCGAGCCUGACAAUCCUCUCAUGAGGAAGAAGAAGACUCCUGAAGAACUGGCGGCCGAGGCGGAGCUUGAAGACCAGGAUGAGUUCACCAAACUGAAAAACACCAUCGAAACGCAAGUGAACGAACUAAAGUCGCAGAUCGAGAGCAAGUGCGUGAUGCAGUGAGCGCCUCUCGACCAUUGUAAAACUAUCUGAAUACAUGAUGUAGCUGAGCUAAGGUCAUUGUUACGACGAUGUUUCACACCCUGUAUACACCCCACCACCCACACGAGCCCCGGAUAGCGAAUAAACAACAAAAACUAACAAUUUCGUUCGGACGUAUCAAUCAUUCGCGCUCAAAAUUUUUGUAGGAGAGAUUCGAAUUCUAAAUUUUUUCGGAACGUAGUUGGCUAGUGGCGCGUUGGUGCUUGAUAAUAAGCAAUAAUAUUUUUAUACAUUCAUAAAAAAUUUUUGGAAGGCAGCCCUCGAUACUACUGUGAAGCGCGUUUCUGAACGUAUGGUCAAAAAGUCAUCAGCCACCGAGCGUCAGAGGAACGCAGUCGUGCACUCGUCAAGCAGUUUAUAUGUUGAAGCUUGUGAUAUAUUGUUAUUUAAGUGUAAAGUUGAAAUAAUAUAAUACAACUAGAAAGAAACGGUGUAAUCUAAUUAAAUGGAAGAACUUAUUAUAAGUAACUCUAGCACGCGUGUAGACUCGACAAUCGAUUAUUCGACUAUUCAUCGCCUCCUCUUCUCUAUUUCGCACUUACAUUGAAAUAACAAUGUAUUCGGUCUGUCGGUGUAUUUGUUUCAUCCAAAUUCCACGCUUGUCUGACGGUCUGUCUGUCUGUCUGUUUCCCCCGCUCUUACUACGAUUCGCUUGAGCUCUUCGACUUUUGCCUCUAAAUCUUUUGCAUGCGUGCUUAUGCAGUGUUAAUCUAUGUGUCAAUGUAAUUUCUGUUAGGUGUACAUACCUGUAAUCGACCUAGCCUUAAUAUCCACAUCGAAUAUAAUAGGUAAUUGUUAUGGAGGCGCGCUGCGCCCGCUGUUGUCCAAUACUUUCUUGCAUGUUUAAUAUAAGACUCAAUGUUCAUUUAGUGUUUAAUGUGUAAAAUGUUGUAGAUAAACAAGUGGAUCGCGUUGUGUUACCGUCUAAACUAAUGGUUUAUCGAUGUUUUACGCUUAGGUAUUAAAGUUAAAUAACACAUUGUGGUGUGAGCAAAUUAUUCGAGCGAUUGCACCAAUCGGAGCGGCUUACGAAGGCAGGCGAUUGUUGUACCUACAACCAGUGAAUGUAAGAUCAAGAUGGCUCACGCAGACAGCGGGUCGAUGGGGCAGACGUGAGGAAGAGCGUAGUGAAGGCAGAUCGUGCUAAUUGUUCGAACAAUGUUGUCCACAUAGUUAUAAAGCUGCAAAUGCAAAAGAUUUGUUAUCGUCAAAAGCUGUGAUAUAUGAAUAUAAUAAACUAAAGCGCGCAAUGCGACGACGCUCGCGCUCUUAGCUUCUUCAAUCUUUCAAUCUUCAAUGUUCGACACGAAACUAUCAUUGUACCUUCUUAUAGAUCGGACCUCUUCGGAUUACAAUCUCUUCAAUCAGCACAUCAUGUAUUUUAUAUAUCUCUGUUAUAUGUUCACACGCGAUGCUCUCUGGUCACUGUAGCUUAGGACGUUCUCAGUAGACCUGUCUUAUGUGUAGAUCUCAUGUGAUGUCGAUGUACACCCGUGCACUGUGCCCGUUUACGAUAAUUACGACUUACACAAACAUAGCGUAUCCAUAGGUUAAUUUGUUAAUUAGUUCAGACUUUAAGUACAACAGGAUAAGGAUACUGACACCAAAGUACAUAGUUAGUUUGUAUCGAUGGCACAUCACUAAUUAGUCGAGUUGUCGGACAGUUGGUCGAUGCAUCGAUUCCCAACCAGUCGCAUCGCGUGUUAAAUACUAAGAUUAUAUUAUUUUAGAUACUUCACUUACACACUUAAUGCUUGCUUAUUUUCUUACGUUAUAUGACAUCCUGUCAAUUACACCUACCUUCUCUUCACACAUAUACUAUUCAAUAUACAAACAUGUAAAUAAAAAAGCAAUAAUUUCAGAUUGUUUAUUGAGAAUGCUACUAUUUUUCUGAAGUAUAAGAAUCGACUAUUUUUCGCACUGUACUGCACUCGGUAUAUUAUCAUAGCUUGUCUCAUAGUCCUUGUUUGGAGCACGCACUACGCAUCGCAAGCGUACGAGUAAGUGGGCGUCACUAAUGUAAGACGUAAUAUAUACUUAAAGUUUCACGAUGUAUGUGUGGUUAGCCUAGGUGAUAAUGUAUAACUAGUUGUACCGUACGUGCAUGGCAAAUCUAGCUAAAUGGUUGUAUGUAGACAUUCAAUACAAUAAUAGUCGUUAAGUCUAUUGGACCUGUCUGAUGACCAAAUUUCGACAGAAUCUAUCUUUCCUUCAUCCUCUUGUGUGUUAGCUAAUACUAAUCUAUAACCUUUGUCUAUAUCUUGAAUCUAUCGUAGUGUAGUCUGCGUUCUACGUUGUUGACUCUCAAGUAGCUGAUAGUUUAGAUAAAAUGUUAUUUUGGUAUAGAGCGGUCUGUACUCGGGAGUGUGGACUUACUGUCACUAAUUUAAAAUUAACGGAACUUGCACUCGCUGCGCGGGCGCCGGCCGCGGGAGUCGCGUGACGCGGCGCAUGCGCGGCGCCGUGUAAGUGGUUGCAUGACGUGUGAACAGUGUGCUCAGCUCUUGGCGUGUUGGUGUCGUUCUCUACUAAUUAGUCGCGUGUCAAGCUGUUUGUAAACAUAACGUUAGUCGCUUCUAUUCUCGUGUAUUUAAGCUUUCGAUGUUCAGUGUAAUAGUUUAUAGUAAUAACGUUGCUUCACUGCGCCACUUCUUAAGGAAUUUGGGUGAUAUCAAAUGGUUGUUGAAUUAUUUAAUGUACCUAAUACGAACGUGUUUCUGCUGUCAAUGUUUGUUUCCACGACCGUGGCGAUGUAGCUGUGUACACAUCGAUCUUCGCCCUGGUCUGUCACCGCGUCCUGCAUCAUGUCUCUUCACACAACAGUACCUAUAAUUAUUAUUGUAUUUCUUUUUUAUAAUAUUAUAGUGAAUUUAUAAAGAGGUUUAUACAAGGUAGACGUGUAGUUUAGACAUAAAGAAAAUAAUUGUAAAAUCAAAAUUUUUGAAAAGAAUAUAAGUAAAUGAUUUCCGUAUAAUGUUCCCGUAGUGUUAAUUUUAAGGAAUCCAAGAUGUCGCGACCAAUUUUUAUAUGUUUUGCCACGAGGAAGUAAUCGAUGUUACAGUUGGAUAUUUUCGAAUCUUAUGACUCUCAUACUCAGGGUAAUAUACUUAUAGUUAUCUGUUCAUAGUAUGAUUUAGAUCGUUUAGCUAUGAAACGUAUGACUUUUUGGCCUGCGAAGGCUUACUUACCUUUCUCGGAACCUCUUCCUCUAUAUGUACCCUUGACCCAAACGGUAGAUCGUCUUGAUAUUUCACUGUUGUUCUUAAAUCCUUAGAGGAGUUAUGGAAUGGUAGACUAAAUAACAUUUUAUGACAUAACUUGUUAAACUUAUUAAAUAAACUAGCCUAUUGAUAGUUGCACUAGGUUUAAUGUAAGGGGGCGUCUGUGGGGACAGCCGCUCGCCGCGACACGUGAUAAUACUAAAGCGGCCCAGUCGCAACAUUUUCUGCGGAGUUACAAGGAGACUGCGCGAGCGUCGGUAGUGCUAUCAUCUGACGAAGCAGACGCUAUGAACGGGAGAUUUAGUAAGCAAGGCUACACUAUGUAACAUGGUCGUGCACGCGAAUGAUAACUCUACCGACACUCACACAUUCCAUAAGGUGUGCGCUACUGGCAGAAACAAACGAGAGGCGGUCGGUGAUUGCAAUAACGUAUAGACAAUUAGAGACAACGACACUGUACCACACACUCAAGAGCUUUUACACUGAAUGCCAAUAUUAGUUUGACGUUGUUAUUGUUUCAAGUCUCGGGCGGCGCAGGAGUUGCAAAGAACUGAAUAUAAAGUGCCACACACAGACAGUAACUGCGCUGACAUAGUUCCACAGACUCUGCGCUGUCGGUGGAACGUUUCAUGUGAUUCUGAAUAGUUUACAAAUAUAUUCUGUUGUUAGAGGAGCGCCGACCGCGCGGCCGCCGCCCUCCCUCUGAGCACGAAAGUUGUUGUAAGGCAGGCGGCCGCACUGUCCGCGGCUCGAUUCUUGUUUGUAUAUUAUAGUUAUUGGCCAACACACUAGUUCGUUAGCUUUUAAUAUUAGUGACAUUAUAGUGUUAAAAUUGCAAGUUUACAGAAUGUAUAAAAUUCCAAUGAAACCAUUAAGUACUCAUAUAUGAACGGGGUUCAUAUGUAUGUUGUCUUGUUAUAUUAAAGAAGAAAAGGUUAGUAGUUUAUCCACAAUUAAAUUUAAACUUAGGGAUUAUGGAUGAAUAACGAAAAAGGUUAUUGUUGAAAAAUGUUUUUAGGUAAUUAAAUAAACGGAUUGAGCUUCUGUGACACCUUGUUGUUAACAAUAAGUUAGGUUUGGUUGCAGUGACCGCCCGACCGCGGCCGAUUCAUGGCACCGACUCUUUG